Kwoniella botswanensis is the source of this 951-nucleotide messenger RNA. RefSeq lists its product as uncharacterized. The coding region runs from base 1 to 951 and encodes 316 amino acids. The transcript has 3 exons. NCBI's taxonomy places the organism in Eukaryota, Fungi, Basidiomycota, Tremellomycetes, Tremellales, Cryptococcaceae. The record is from RefSeq and is a predicted model, not a curated record.
AUGUCAUCUAUAUUCCCUCAACGACCUACCAAUCACUAUCGACGUAUUUCAUCCACUGAAAACGCCAACAUCAAUCGCAUCGGUAACGGGAAAACAUCUUCUCCUACUCGACAACCUCGUCAAUCCAAUUCGAAAUCGCCACUUUCUCCUCUACGAUCUCGAUCUCAUACACAUGGUUGUCAUCAUGCUUCGUCUGUCACUUCCCAUUCGACUAAACCCCAUUCACUCCCGCCUUUACGCCCCCCUACUACACCUUUACCCUUGUCCUCGCCUCUGACUCGACCUCCCAUCACCCCUCGCGCCAACAGUAUGAUGUACAAUAAUCCUUACCAAUGGGGUGGCCAAUCGGCAAAUGGAAUGAUGCCAGGUGGUUAUAAUCCAUAUAUGAUGCCUGGCUCAACGAUGAAUGGUUUCAAUCCCAGCAAUGCUGGUGGUAGUGGCGCCAUGUCAGCUCAGAGCGGUAUGACCGAUGGAGGUAUGAGGCCAUUCGAUUCAUCCAAGAUGAAACAGGGUCGGAUGGGCCAUUAUGGAUACCUUGAAGGUCGAGAACUGGCAGGACCACCCGUCGGUUUCUUACCUGCUGGAGUUCAACCUGAGCAAUAUCAUUCCCCGUCACCUUCAGCACGUGGCCAAGGUCAAAUUUCCCCCUCACACCGAGUCGCAAGUACAGCCGGUCAGUCGUAUUACACCGCACCUGCACCUUCGGGAGGUGAUUCAGUAAAUGGCUCGAUGGCUUGGGGCGAUAUGGGUAACACACCCAGAGCGAGGUAUGAUGGAUCCUCAUCAGCCGCUGGGUACGUCCAAGCUGACUUGGAUACUCCCUACCCCCGUACUUCGGGUGGAGGAGCUUCGUCAGCAUUCACAAGGUACGGUCCGGAUGGAUCGGUCGUUAAUGGUAUAGACGGGAGGAUGGGUAUCAAUCAUAGAAGAAUGAGAGAAGGUAGAGUUUAG